UGCAUCAAUUCCGCAUCUUCCCGCACCCAAACGGCACUACGUUGAAACAGCUUGCAUACGAUCACUUCGCACCGAGGCCCUCGCAACAGUUAUUUCAGGAACGCAAUACUUGACCUCACACAGCGCAAUGGGGUUCCCCUCUGGUAUCGUUUUGGUUCUGAAGCGCGACUGGACUCCCGAAAAUCGGAUUUGCAGAAGUUUCCGUUCCGACGGCUCUGGGGGACCUUUCAUCCCAAAACCUAUCAUCCUGCAAAAAGGUUUCGUUGCCUGGCUUCCAAGACAAGAACCAUCCCGGAAACUCGGGGACUAUCGCGAAUGGGCUGCCAUCGCGCUCUACUACCCGUCUUCACCGGUUCUCUUGGAUUCAAAUAGAAGCGGGAGUAUUCUUUGGGAUUCCUUGGAGGACUACUACUACCCGUAUGAUAUUCGCCUGGCACAGGUUCCGGUCUCUUAUCUCAGCGCGGAAGUCUUUGUUUUUCGAGAUUUCGUGCCUGGAGUGCCCGAAUACGAUACUCUAGUCGCCCAACAACCUCAUGGAGAAGUAGGCAUCUUCUUGAAGGGCGACGUGGCCACGCACGAGGAAUUCUCCAUGGACCCUCCAAUGAUUCUCAGAGUCCGCGGUGCUGAUCGGACCGCCGAUGGACAAAGAAGACACUGUCUCAUUCCUUACAGCUUUGUGAGAUAUGGGAUCCCACCCGGCCCGAAGAACCGAAGCUUUGGUCCGAAGCUUUGAAAUAGUCUCUGAACUAUCUCGGAUUGACGAUGGCAUCUAUAUGCGUUUGUCUCGAGUCGGCAAUGGCUGCAUGUUCUGUGGGAUGUUUAGGAAGCAGGAGAAACGAAGUCGGGAACAAGAAACCUUCGCAGGCCAGGCGAACUAUAGCUCUCACAGCUUCUGGAGCAGGAUAGAUCAACAGAACACCAGGCUGAACAGCCCCCCCCCCGUACCCC
This is a messenger RNA of Colletotrichum phormii, 948 nucleotides long. RefSeq lists its product as uncharacterized. Bases 128 to 733 code for a protein of 201 amino acids. The record is from RefSeq and is a predicted model, not a curated record. NCBI's taxonomy places the organism in Eukaryota, Fungi, Ascomycota, Sordariomycetes, Glomerellales, Glomerellaceae. The transcript has 2 exons.